Mugil cephalus (flathead mullet) is the source of this 1762-nucleotide messenger RNA. It is a transcript of the gene zdhhc22, whose product is annotated as zinc finger DHHC-type palmitoyltransferase 22. Gene Ontology annotation, biological process: protein palmitoylation. Gene Ontology annotation, cellular component: Golgi apparatus. Lineage: Eukaryota; Metazoa; Chordata; Actinopteri; Mugiliformes; Mugilidae. The coding region runs from base 141 to 974 and encodes 277 amino acids. The record is from RefSeq and is a predicted model, not a curated record. The transcript is spliced from 3 exons. Gene Ontology annotation, molecular function: palmitoyltransferase activity.
GUUAAAGACGUCGAUGUGGCUCAUAGACACCUUCGUGUGUUCGUUUGAAAGAAGCUGCUGAGAUCCGAGCCUCCGUGGUGCUGAAGGGACAGCUCCUCCUGCUCCUCCGCUCCUCCGCUCCUCCUCCGACAUCUGCAGAAAUGUUCACCAGGAUGCUGAAACUCAGACUUCUUAAUGCUGUAGCCCCUGCGUACUUCUUCAUGGCUACAGCAGCCACCUUUGUUCUGCACUUCUGCUUCUUCAUGCCGUCAAUCUUCCCCAAUCCAGACACGUCGCUGACGGCGUCCACAACUCUCCAUACGGUCGUUUUCCUCUUCUUAAUGUUCAACGCGUUGGGGAAUUACGUAAUGACUAUUAAAUAUCCGGCGGAAAGUGCCAACGAGACUGUGGUCCCGGUGUGUUCGCCGCACUGCUCGGACAAAGUGGACGCACACUACCUCCUGAACGGCCGCCACUUCUGCAAGCUGUGCAGGAAGGUCAUCCUCAAGAGGGAUCACCACUGUUUUUUCACCGGGAACUGCAUCGGCAACAAGAACAUGCGCUACUUCAUCAUGUUCUGCAUCUACACAUCGUGCACGUGUCUUUACUCUCUGGUUCUCGGAGUGGCCUUUCUGACAGUGGAGUACUCCAUCUCCUUUGAGAACCCGCUGACCUUCCUGACCCUUCUCCCUCUCUCCACUGGUUACUUUUUCAUGGGAACAAUCUCAGGCUUGCAGUUGUUCCUGGUGCUGAUGCUCUACGUGUGGCUGGGCAUCGGCCUGGUCUGCGCAGGUUUCUGCUGCCAGCAGGUGCUGCUGGUGGCCCGGGGACAGACCUGGUGUCAGAUGCAGAGAGGGGAGCUGGUGGAGAGCCGCAGCCCCUGGAGAGCCAACCUAAAGGACGUGUUCGGCACGCGCUGGAUCCUCGGCCUCAUCCUGCCCGUGCAGACGGUGGAGACGUGCUGCGAGGACUCAGACGCACAUAAACAAGACUGAGAGCUGUGAAAAACAGAAGCUGAAACUCUGGAUCCACACGGUGAUUAAUUUGAAAUUCUAAGUGGAUGCUUUAAGACGUCCAUGAAAUAGCUAGCCGUUAGCACACAUUCCUUUAAGGAUAGGAGCCAUAAAAGCAAUGUGAAAUAAGUGCAUAGUGUUAAGUGUAUCAUUUAAGUAGGCAAUAUUAAGACGUAGAAGUCAUUUUGGGAAAUCCAGCUGUUUUACAUGCAACGCUUGCAUCUGAAUAUAAAGACGAGUUUGCAUGCCGUUGUAGCUUCGCGGUUUUGUUAUUUGACGGCCUGUGCCAUGCAGCGCUCUGAGAUUACCAGUCAAAGUGCUUUGUUCUUCCACACUUCCUUAUAGGAUGCCUACGAUGCGACAUUCAGGAGUAUUUCUAUGACAGUAAGCCACUUUGAUGUUAAGGGCUAUCAAACAAGGAAACUACAGCGUGUAUUCAGCAUAAACUGCCAGCUUUGACGGUGAACUGUAUGUUUUUUGUUUUUGUUUUUUACACUAAUGUAACGGUUUGACAAAGGUACAGUAACAUGCUCCUUUAUAAGAAUGGGAGGGGGAAAUGUAGAUCAUAUUAUUAUCCAGGGUAUUAUUCACCACGUGCCAUAACAUGCUUAUAGAUCACCCCAAAGAUGAGGUGUUACUGCUAAAGAUAGGCCACUCUGCAUAAUAACAUUAUGAAUUCUUCACUGUUACGCUGUGGCUACAGCUACUGACAUACUGGACUUUACGUCAAAGAUGUUUUUGGGUUUCAAUAAACACACUUUUUAGAGAUA